GUGAAUCUGAAUCUGAUUUUAACAGACCUGACGGACAAUUCAACAAGUUCUCCUCUAGUGCUCUCAGAUACACUCACAGUAGAUUUAAAACCGUCUCCAGAAGUACUUUAUUGACCUUUGGGUUUAAAAUUAUCACACACACAAAAAAAAAACACAAAAGCGAAUUUAUUUUUUGUAUUCUUUGGUAUUUUUUUGUUGUUAGGCGGGAAAUUAUUUAUUACUUUUAGAUAAUUUUAGACACACUUUUCUCAGCCAUGACUUCAAGCGUUGAGCCCCUGGAAAUAACUGGCAAUGAGCUGGUUCACAUCCUCAGGACGCCCCGGGACCAGUACACCUCCGCCGGCUGCGUGGUGCUGGACUGCAGGCCUUUCCUCGACUUUUCGCUCGCGCACAUCUGCGAGUCCCGAAACGUCUACUGGAACUCGAUGCUGCGUCGCAGAUCCAAGAGCUCGGUGGUGGCUCUGGAGUGGCUCAUCCCGGACAAGUCGCUCCUUGCCCGGCUGCGGCGCGGGGAGUUCUCCCCUGUGGUGGUGGUGGACGAGAGCAGCCGCUCCGUGGCCGAGCUGAAGGCGGAGAGCGUGGCCCAGAUGCUGAUCAGCGCGCUGCACAACGAGGUCCAGACGCAGAUCUGCUUCCUACAAGGUGGAUUUGAGGGAUUUUCAGAGGCCUAUCCAGAUCUCUGCUACAACUCUGCCAGCAAUCACCUCCCCGCAGUGGAACCAGAGCCAACAGCGACGGGUCGGACGACACCAGCAUACGACCAGGACGGUCCCGUGGAGCUGCUGCCCUUCCUGUUCUUGGGCAGUGCCAUCCACUCCUCCCGCAGAGAGACCCUCGCAGCGGCGGGCAUCACAGCUGUGCUCAACGUUUCCUCCACAUGCCCCAACUUCUAUGAGGGGGAGUUCGAGUACCUGCGGCUCACUGUGGAGGACAGUCUAGCAGCUGACAUCAGAGCCUGCUUCUCCACUGCCAUCAGCUUCAUCGACUCAGUGAAGCAGAGGGGAGGUCGGGUGCUGGUGCAUUGCCAGGCAGGUAUCUCCCGCUCCGCCACCAUCUGUCUGGCCUACCUCAUGCACACGCAGCGCGUCAAGCUAGAUGAGGCCUUCGACUUUGUGAAGCAGCGGCGUCGCGUCAUCUCCCCCAACCUGGCCUUCAUGGGGCAGCUGCUGCAGUUUGAGACCGACGUUCUCUGUCAGGGAUGAGGAGCCGGGCGCAGUCAGACUGGGCUUGUUUUGAUUGAUUCUCCUGCCUCUCGUCAGCGUUGUGGUGGACUCAGAGCAUUAUCAGGACUCAUGCACUCUUUGUCAGGUUGAAGCUGGUACGAUUCAGAAGUGUUUACUCUGCGCUUGUGCUGCUGGCGUGACAUAUCUGGCGGAUGAGUUAUUUUCAGGAGAAACUGUCAAAUGGGAUUCCGCUACAAUAUAAACCCCAACUGCUCUCACCACAUCAUGAACAGCUAUGAUCUAUGAUUCUGAGCCAGCGAGUCAGAACAGCUAUGAGGUAAUUCCCCUGACAUUUUCUACUGGAGGGGAAUCCUGCCUGCUUGUCUGGUUUCUGUGUGUUGUGUGUGUGUGUUGUGUGUGUGUGUGUGUGUGUGUGUGUGUGUGUGUGUGUGUGUGUGUGUGUGUGUGUGUGUGUUUUGAAUUGUGUGCCUGAUCUUUUGUAAGGGCUGUCUUAUUUUCAGACUGAAUGUCAUUCCUUCCCUGUGACAUGACAACACUGUGUUAACUACUUAAGGCAAUACUGUGUGAAUCUAAAGUUUUAUUGUCUGAUUUAUAAGAAUGCACUGACGGCAAUUGGUGUCUAAUUAUUCUGUGUCCUGAGACGUGUUACACUUUGUACAGUCGAAGUGGAAGAAGCUGUUUUUAUCAUGUAAAUAGUUUUUAUUUUUAUUUAUUAUUUCAACUUCUGUUAUGACAGUGUUCACGUUACUACUGUCUGUUACUGCACUUUAUACUUACAAGGUUUGGCUGAUUCCUGCCGUUUUUCCACUAGAAUAAAAACCUGCUGGAGAGCACACUGA
This is a messenger RNA of Acanthopagrus latus (yellowfin seabream), 2023 nucleotides long. It is a transcript of the gene dusp2, whose product is annotated as dual specificity phosphatase 2. Lineage: Eukaryota; Metazoa; Chordata; Actinopteri; Spariformes; Sparidae. Bases 255 to 1202 code for a protein of 315 amino acids. Gene Ontology annotation, biological process: protein dephosphorylation; negative regulation of MAPK cascade; endoderm formation. Gene Ontology annotation, molecular function: MAP kinase tyrosine/serine/threonine phosphatase activity; protein tyrosine/threonine phosphatase activity. The record is from RefSeq and is a predicted model, not a curated record. Gene Ontology annotation, cellular component: nucleus; cytoplasm. The transcript is spliced from 4 exons.